UUCAAAACCUUUUUUUAUAUAAUUUUCUUUUGGAGUUUUUUCACCAUAAUUUCAGCACCUCCGGACUUGGAAAUGCCUUCAAAGUAUAAAGGAUAUGAAUUUUAUGAGAAAAUCUUAAAAAAACCACGAUAUAUAGUAGCGCCAAUGGUCGAUCAGUCUGAAUUACCCUGGCGAAUUUUGAGCCGCAGACAUGGUGCAGAGCUGUGCUAUUCUCCUAUGUACCAUGCCUCAGUGUUCUUGAGAGAGCCUACAUAUAGAAAAGCCGCUUUAGCUACUUGUGAGGAAGAUAGACCACUUAUUAUACAGUUCUGUGCAAAUGACCCAGAGACACUUGUCAAUGCAGCAUUGCUUGCAGAGCCUCAUUGCGAUGCAAUAGAUCUAAACCUAGGAUGCCCACAGGGUAUUGCCAGAAGAGGGCAUUAUGGUGCCUUUUUGCAAGAUGAGUGGGAACUUAUUAGUAAAAUUGUACAAUUGGCUGCAGAAAAACUGUCAGUUCCAAUCACGUGUAAAAUUAGAGUGUUUGAAGAUGUCCAAAAAACAGUGGACUAUGCUAAGAUGUUAGAAAAAGCUGGCUGUCAGCUCUUAACAGUUCACGGGAGAACAAGAGAACAGAAAAAAGAACUGAGUGGUCUAGCAAGUUGGGACCACAUUAAGGCAGUGAAAGAAAGUAUAUCAAUACCGGUUUUUGCAAAUGGGAACAUUUUAUAUUUCAACGAUGUUCAACGGUGUUUGGAUUACACCGGAGUCGAUGGAGUGAUGACUGCUGAGGGGAAUCUUCGCAACCCAGCUCUGUUUUCUGGUAAAGAGCCUACAGCAUGGCAAAUGGGUGAAGAAUACCUUGAUCUAGUUGAUAAAUAUCCUUGUGCUCUGUCAGCUGUCAGGGCUCAUCUCUUCAGAUUAUGGCAUCAUGGUUUAUGCAUUCACACAGACAUACGAGAAAGGUUGAGCAAAGCAGGGUCGCUAAGUGAAAUGAGAACUAUAAACAAUGAUUUAAAACACUUGGCACAGAUGGAUGCAAACAAAACAGCAGAAUCAUUGUUAGGCACAGGCAAAAGGCAUUACUGGAUUUGCCAACCACAUAUAAGAUCAAAUGAACCUAAGUCAGUUAAGAAAGAUGAAAAGAUUGAGAACAAGGAGGGUGUGAGCAAGAAGGAGAUGAAAAGGAUGUUAAAGAAACAGAGGAAAUUGGAACAACAGCAGCAAAAACAAUCAACACAACGAUCUUUUAAAUGGGACAGAUGUGAAAAAUGCAUUGUCAACCCAAAGGGACGAAAAUGUAAUUACAUGUUAUGCCGUGCAUGUUGUCGGGAAAAGACCUUCACAGAGCAUUUGAACUGUCGAAGUCAUCGCUUCAAAUGUGACCAGAAAGAAGAGAAUGCCAUAAAGAAAUCAAAUAAUGAAGACAAGAGUAACAUAGAAAUAGAAAUAGGAAGUGAAAGUAGAACAGAAGAUUGUAGUGAACAUGUGAAAUAAAUGCCAAAAAAUAUGGCAUUACUUGUAUUAU
Messenger RNA from Dendronephthya gigantea, 1504 nucleotides. RefSeq names its product tRNA-dihydrouridine(16/17) synthase [NAD(P)(+)]-like. Gene Ontology annotation, molecular function: tRNA dihydrouridine synthase activity; flavin adenine dinucleotide binding. The record is from RefSeq and is a predicted model, not a curated record. Bases 73 to 1473 code for a protein of 466 amino acids. Gene Ontology annotation, biological process: tRNA processing. The transcript has 12 exons. Lineage: Eukaryota; Metazoa; Cnidaria; Anthozoa; Malacalcyonacea; Nephtheidae.